Messenger RNA from Gopherus evgoodei (Goodes thornscrub tortoise), 1933 nucleotides. RefSeq names its product transmembrane protein 220 (gene TMEM220). The record is from RefSeq and is a predicted model, not a curated record. The transcript has 6 exons. Bases 145 to 906 code for a protein of 253 amino acids. NCBI's taxonomy places the organism in Eukaryota, Metazoa, Chordata, Testudines, Testudinidae.
GGGGCUCUUGUCUCCCCCGACCGCUCUGCUGCUUUCGAUGCAGCUGAUUCCAGGUUCCUUGGAACUUGGCCCUUGGCUUUUGCGACUCCGCCCUCAGCUUGCUCCGUCCUACGUCUUGGGGGGGGGCUUUCCUCCCCCCCCUACAUGGCCUCAGGAGACAGAGGCCGCCCCACUACUGCCCUGCACCCUAAGGGAGCGAGCCCUGCGCCCCGUUACCCCCACCCCCUAGUAGAGGACCGAGCCCCGCCCCCUUACUCCCACACUCCAUUGGGGGACAGAGCCCCGCCCCGUUACACUCCCCCUGACCAGGAGCAGGACCGAGACCGAACCCCGGCCCCGCCUCGCUCCGUUAGCCCCGGUUCCGAGCCGGGCCUGCCCAGGCGAGGUGGGGUCAGCGCGGCCUGCACCAUGGCAGGGAGCUGCGCCGGGCCGGGCCGCUUAUGGAGACUCUGCAACCUGCUCAUGGCCGCCUUCUUCGGGCUGGCGGCCGCCGUGCAGAUAAAUGACCCUGAUGCAGGACUGUGGAUAGUGGUCUACGUUGUACCUGCUGUCCUUACACUGCUUGUUGGCCUUAAUCCGUCAAUUACAGAUAAUGUUGUCUGGAGGAGCCUGUCGGAUCUGCAUUCUGCUGCUUGUUUAGUUGGGACCAUUGCCUUGGGGUGCUCUUUGUUCGCUUAUGCAAAAAGUAACAUCUUGCAUGAAGAGGAAGGAAGGGAGUUGUUUGGUCUGGUGAUUAUUACAAUAUGGAUGAAUCUUUGUCGCAAUUCAGCAAAAAAUCCUCUGGGUGGAAUUCGUCUGAUGGUUGCAAUUUCUCUCUCUCUCUUCCCCUUUGUAACAUGGCUUUACAUUUACAUGAACUCAGAGAUGCGAUCAUCCUGGCCAACUCACUGCAAAACUGUCCUUUAACCAGAAAGGAACAAACACACACAAAUAUUCUAACAGCCAUUUGCCUUCAGCUUUCGGUUUUCAGUUGAAAACUGGUAUCGGACCAACAGGAACUGCAGCUAUGGACCAAGAGCACUUUGCUGCCUCAAACAGCGCAGUUUGAGAUUUGUUAUUAUUAUCCAGCCAUCUCUUCUUUCCAUGGACCAGCCUGUGGAUUUCAAACUGUGUCCUUCAUGUAGUGAUGACACCACAGCUCCUGUAUCACUGUCUCCUCCAGUACCACAAUGAACAGGAGCAGGGGCAGAUCAGAUCAUGGUAAAUAUGUGCCCUUAGUGUGGAUGAGCAAUUGUACAGCAGCAUCUGCUAGGAACUCUGAGAAAGGACAGAAGCAUUCAAAUGAGAUCCUCUCCUCUUCCCUCAGGGCCUUAAAGUAAGCAGCCAUAUUUUUAUGGGCAGUGAUAUCAGUGGCUGCUGGGAGAUCUGAAACAGCUAGCAGGGAUAGCUGUUCUGUCUGUUUAGUCAAUGAGAAUAGCUCAGACUCCAUCAUACCCAGGCUGAAAGUGGACAUGGAAUUCAGAAGGUUUUUGGAUAACUGCAGCGUUGCUUCUCAGCUGAAUCACACAUUUAGAAAUCUUCUCUAAAAAGUAUUAAAGGUGGCAAGUGUGGCUGUUGUGGUUUUUAUUACUGACUCAUGGGCCAAGUAAAACGUGGGACUACGGGAAGGAUUGACAGGGGCCAGGGGCUAAGACACCAGCCUAGGAGUCAGAGGCCUGCAGUUUAUUCCCUACUCCGCCACUGUCCUCCUGUGUAACCUUAUUUCCCUUCCUACCCUUUGUCUGCUUUGUCUGUUAUGGAGGCACCAAUUGCAGUUUCAUAGUUAAGAUUAAGCUUGGUUUUGUUCUAAAAGCGGGGAUUACCCUCUGUAUGAUAAAUAUCGUAUGUCCUCUCCAAGUUUAAUCAUUUGCUAUUUGAAUAUUGAAUGAAUUUUCUAAGCAUUUAUGAGUAAUUAUGCUAGAAUUAAAAUUAAAUGGGUAUUUUUAGAAAUUUA